AUGCCUAAUUUACCAGCUAUUACUGUCGAUUCUCGCUAUAUGCUAGCUAAAUUAGCUUUUGAAGAGAAUGUACCUGAAAUAGAAUUUUAUAAGCCACUUCAUCUUGAAAAAAAUAAUUGUCAAUCUAGUGAAGAAACAACAGAAAUUGUUGAAGAUAAUGUAUUAUCAUCUCCAAUGAGAAAUACUGUAGUUGAAACUGAUGAUCAUCUUGAUAAUCAUAAUAUUGAUCAACAGUCGGAUGAAUAUGUUAACCAGAUUCAAGAAUUAAUUAAAACAAAUUUUGAAAAAUGUAAAAGUAAUACUUCAGUUUCUGUACUCUCUAAAUAUUUAGAUCGCUUAAGAAAGUUAAGUCGAUUGCUACUUGGGAAUCAUUUUUGA
Messenger RNA from Macrosiphum euphorbiae (potato aphid), 378 nucleotides. NCBI's taxonomy places the organism in Eukaryota, Metazoa, Arthropoda, Insecta, Hemiptera, Aphididae. The record is from the annotation of a GenBank genome assembly.